Messenger RNA from Anastrepha ludens (Mexican fruit fly), 1335 nucleotides. RefSeq lists its product as uncharacterized. Lineage: Eukaryota; Metazoa; Arthropoda; Insecta; Diptera; Tephritidae. The transcript has 3 exons. The record is from RefSeq and is a predicted model, not a curated record. Bases 72 to 1118 code for a protein of 348 amino acids.
UUGUCUAGAAAUUUUCGAAAAUGCACACACGUAAAAAUUUCUGUUGAUCACAAAAAACAAAAAAAAAUUCAAUGAUUUGUCCGCAAAUCGAACGCCCGCUGAAGUGUGUAUUCCCGCCAUGUCCGUGCCAGAAAUGUGUAAAAUUACGGAAUGGCAUGAAUAUGAGUACGGAAGGCAACUGUGACACACCUCCAGAACGACCAAUUCCUAAACCUAAAUUUCAAUGCAAAUGCGCUUGCGUACCGGAAACUAUUGAUUCAAAAUACCAAAGAAAAUGUCCACCUGCGCCUCCGCCGCGCGAGCCAACCAACGAAUCCAAUGGAAGUUGCUUAGAAGAAGACGAUUGUAAUACGGGCAAUGGCUGUUGCAAUACGGGAUGCAACUUUAUAAAUUAUAUUAUAGGCUUGAUUGGUUCUUUGGCCUUCAUAAUUAUAGCGGCUAUUGUGCUGUGGCUUUUCGUGCUCCAAUGGACAGUUAUUUUGGGCUUCAAAGUUUAUAACUCCGAUAGGACUACGCAAGUAGCAGUUGUGAGCGUAAUUAGCUUAUUAUUUCUACUGAUAUUGUGCACUGCAGCAGUGAAAGCAAUUAGGAGAUUUUUUGCUCGGCGAGCAACAAGCAAAUUAACACCUUCAUCUGCACCUCCUCCCACUCUGCCUAGACCAACGAAAAAAGAAACCCUCUACAACAUGUUUUCCUUUAAAUGGGGUCGAGCGAAAGAAACCGACAAGAAACUGGAAACCCAUGCACGCUGGGUACCUUCAUUGAGAUGGAAUAAAUCGACAGGGAAGGAGGAGUUGACCGAAUCUGCAGUCAAAAAGAGCGCAGUUUCCUCUUCUUGGUUGUCGCCCAAGAAGUUUGGAGCGCCUGUAUUCUGGACGCCUUGGUGCUUUAAUUGGGGUCGAUUAGAGACCAAACAGAAAAAAACCACUCCUUGCAAAACGGCGUGUAAUAGACCGCCGUGCCAAAUGAAGAAACAAAUGGUCACUGUGUCCAUAACUGACGAAGAGGCACGCCAAAUAUUCAAACAGUCCAAGUUGUAUGCGAUACCAACAGAAAUGAAACAACCACCAGCGUUGGCAAUCUAUUUGAGAGAUCUGAUACAAAGGAAUACUGACUAAAUUUUAAUCUUGACGCAAAGUGGCCUCAGAACUAAUUUUAAAUGAAAACAUUUGCGAAAAAAACAAAAUUCUUAAGUAAUAUGUAAAUUGUAUUAUGAAACAUAACUUUCAAUUACAAAAAAAAAAUAUUUUUUUUGAAAUUCAAAAAUAGAAACACAUAUCAAGGCGCAUUCAUUAAAGGUGGUGGCACGAGACCAACAAAAAUAUUUUGUUCGUU